AUGGACGGCAAAAGCACCAACGGCGGGGAAGGAAUAGCCAAGAGGUGGAAGCAGCUGAGCGGGGAGGACAACUGGAAGGGCCUACUGGACCCACUGGAUCUCGACCUCCGCCGCUACAUAAUCCACUGCGGCGAGAUGGCUCAGGCCACCUACGACGCCUUCAACACCCAGAAGAAGUCCAAGUACGGCGGCAGCAGCAUGUACGGCCGGUCCGGUUUCUUGGGCAAGGUCGGGCUGGAAAACGGCAACCCGUUCAAGUACGAGGUGACCAAGUUCCUGUACGCCACGUCGGCGGUGAACCUCCCCGAGGGUUUCAUUGUGAAGUCGCUGUCGAGGGAGGCGUGGUGCAAGGAGUCCAACUGGAUGGGGUACGUGGCGGUGGCGACGGAGGAAGGAGUGGCGGCGCUGGGGAGGAGGGAUAUUGUGGUGGCGUGGAGAGGGACGAAGCAGAGUUUGGAGUGGGUCAAUGAUUUGGAUUUCUUGCUGGUGUCGGCGCCCGAGGUGUUUGGGGAAGGGAGUGAGGUGAAGGUGCAUCAAGGUUGGUAUUCGAUUUACACCUCCGAUGAUGCCAAGUCUCCUUACAAUACCACCAGCGCUAGACACCAGGUAAUGAAUCGAGCUUCAAAUACUGUUUUGGACCAAAAAAAAAAUUGA
Molecule: messenger RNA, 654 nt
Organism: Linum tenue
Lineage: Eukaryota; Viridiplantae; Streptophyta; Magnoliopsida; Malpighiales; Linaceae
Source: the annotation of a GenBank genome assembly